AUGACGACUGACACUGAGCUACGUCAUCGCAUUUCUGCUUCGGCUGCUGGAUCUGAUGUUCAGACAAGUCGGAACAUGGGUGAAAAGCAUAACGAUGCUACUACUUCCUCAUCCACUGAUAACAACAAUUGUGGAGAGAAGAAGAAACCAAUAGGAAAAAAGUUGGAUGAUAGCUGGAUUCAACCCCGUUUUCGUCGACUUCUCUCGCAUACUGUUAUGUUAGCUUUCUACGGAUUUUGGUUCUUAUUUGGACUUCUUGUUCUCCGCAAAACGCAGAACGCUAUCGCUGCUGUUCGAUAUGUUAAGAGUCAUGGAGAUUCUGUUGCCAUUCGAUUGAUUGAGAAUUCUCCAGAAUUCGAAGAACUCAUCCAAACAUUAGAUCGAGAGUUUACUCGACCUCCAGCAUUUCUUCUCCUCAAUCAGUAUGCUCUUAACAUGACGUACAACUUCCUUUGUAACACAGCAACACUCGAAGGAGUUCACGAUCGUCUUAUCUUUGUUACUUUGGAUACAAUUGCACGAGAUGAACUGAAGAAAACUUGGCCUCAAAUCCGUCAAUUCCACUGGCCUACACCAAGUCUUUAUAAACCGUUCAGUUUCGCCGAAGGCCCAUAUCAGACUAUCUAUCUUCUCCGAUCGAAUUUGGCUGUAUCACUAAUUCGUCGAGGAAAAUCCUUCUGGAUGAUGCAACAAGAUACUUUCUGGAGAAGAAAUCUCUUCGAGCUAGGAUAUGAGGAUGAUAUGUCUUACGAUGCUAUAUUUGAUCAAAUUGGAAUUGAUGAGCACAGUAUGAGAGCUGAAUGGGUUAACGGAGCCAACUUCUUCAUUCGAGCCAACAAUGAAACUUUGGAGUUCUUUGAACGUUUGUCAGACAAACUAGCUCAUUGGUAUACACCUGAUAUGGGAGUUAUGAUCCAUCAAUGCCACACAUGGGAAAAGCCUCGCUGUGCUUUCAUUCCCCACAAGAUUGCUCAUUCAUGGGAAUGGAUGUACACAGCUCAGAAAGAUCCUCCAUAUAUUCUCCAAUUAGAUUGUGAAACUGAUGGUGGCUCAAAAUUGAUGCAACUCGGAAGAUUUGGUUUUCAUUUCACGAAUGGCAAUGGAACUUGCAAUUUCCAAAAGGUUCAACAAGCUCGACUUCGAAUGGAAGAAGGCAAAGUAGAUGUUUCAUAUACGAAUGUUCGAUUCUUCCCGUCUUGGGGUCGCUUACAGUUCAAAGCCUAUUGGAUGAUUGUUGAUUACAUUCUUUGGACUCCAAUUAUUGGACCAUUCCUCAAGCCAUACUUACCUCUAGUUGGCUAUAUAUUAAUGAUAACUAUGUGA
Molecule: messenger RNA, 1323 nt
Organism: Auanema sp. JU1783
Lineage: Eukaryota; Metazoa; Nematoda; Chromadorea; Rhabditida; Rhabditidae
Source: the annotation of a GenBank genome assembly